Messenger RNA from Linum trigynum, 4022 nucleotides. NCBI's taxonomy places the organism in Eukaryota, Viridiplantae, Streptophyta, Magnoliopsida, Malpighiales, Linaceae. The record is from the annotation of a GenBank genome assembly.
AUCCCCCUUUCCCAGUUUCCCUCUCCUGCCUGUCUGUCUUCGAUCUUUCUUUCUCCGUCUGUCAAUGGACGAUUGAUUCUUCUUCCCGAAUCUGUCACUCCUCUGCAGAUCAGUCCCCCCGCCCCCUUUUGAUUUAUUGCCAUUCUCUUCGUCUUCCCUGAUUCAUUCCUGCUUUGCUUCCAUGUGGUAACUGGUAAGAUCUUUGAUUACCCUUCCCACUGUUUUUCUGCGACCCUUUUUGGGUUUAUUUGUUUCUCAAAUGGUGCACUGUGAUUGAGUUUUGAAUUGGGGUUUUUGAAUGGUGACCAUUUUUCCUCUUUUCUUCUUUUUAUUUUAUUUCGCUGCUCUCUCGGAAAUGGUCAUAGAAACAUAACCGCAGUCCUAACUGGAGAUCCUGAUUCGCCGGCCAUUGUGGCCUUAGGAAUAGGGCUCUGGAAAGCUCUGUAUUUAAGUUAAACUGGAUUCAUUUGGUAGUGUAGAAUUAAGAGAACAAAAGUAGUUGGUUAAUGGUAUUCAAAGAGCCAUGGUUACUGACGAAGAUCGCAUUCAGAAGCUCGAGUUAGGGUUGAAGGGAUCGCAACACAACUUCUGCGAGAUGGCCGAUAGACUGAUGGGAGAACUGCCCGGCUUUGAAAAUGCCAUCAACAAUACCGGUUGCAACUCAACCGUAAUUCAUUUCCCUUGGUUCUUUCUGCAACUGCCGUAGUAGCUAAUGUGUAGAAAACUAUCAAAGUUGGCAGCUUUUAUGCUUGGGAUGAAAAAAAUCUCAUUUGUAUGUGAAGCCCUAACAGUUGUCUGUGAUUGUUUGUUCAUUUUGAUGGUUUUCAUUGUAAUUGAUUGUUUUGCUUUCAGAUGAUGGAGGAGCUUCCAGUUGAAGUGAUUGGGAAUAUCUUGUCUCGACUAGGAGGUGCUAGGGAUGUGGUAAUAGCGUCUGCAACAUGUCGGAAGUGGCGAGAAGCUUGCCGGAGACAUCUUCAUACACUCUCCUUUAACUCCAAUGACUGGCCUGUAUACCAUGAUUUAUCAACUAGUUGUCUGGAGAUACUGAUAACGCAGACUAUAUUCCAGACUACUGGGUUACAAGGGCUGUCUAUUUUGAUGGAAGACGUUGAGGAGUUCUCAGCUUCAGCUGUGAUCGCUUGGCUGAUGUAUACGAGGGAGACCUUGCGCCGAUUGCACUAUAAUGUUCAUACUACCCCAGGAGUUAAUAUUCUUGAACUUUGUGGUAGGCAGAAGCUGGAGACAUUGUUUUUGUCGCAUAACUCGAUCACAGGUGUCGAGCCUAAUUUCCAGAGGUUCCCUUGUCUGAAAUCACUUGCUUUGAGUUAUGUCAGCAUCUCGGCUCUGGACCUUAACCUUUUGCUCACAGCUUGCCCAAAGGUCGAGGUACUGGAACUUGUGAAUCCCGAGAUUGCAAUGUCUGAUGCUCAGGCUACUAUUGAGCUGUGUAGUUCUACUUUGAAGAGUGUCUACAUUGAAGCAAUUAGCUUGGACAAGUUUAUAUUGGAGGCAGACAGCAUCGAGUGUUUGCAUUUGAAGGAUUGUGCCCUUGAGUUAUUUGAGUUGGUGGGGAAGGGGACCUUGAAGCAUUUCAAGCUUGAUGAUGUUAGUCUCAUACAUCUGGAUAUCGGCGAGACAGUUGAUAACCUUGAGAUCGUUGAUAUUAGUAACUUCACAAUUGUUUGGCCCAGGUUCUACCAUAUGAUCUCGAAAUCCUCGAAAUUGAGGAGACUUAGGCUUUGGGAUGUAGUCUUUGACGACGAGGAAGACGUGGUGGAUUUAGAAACUAUUGCCGAUUGCUUUCCACAGCUUAGCCAUUUAUCGCUGAGCUAUGACUUGAAAGAUGCCGUGCUUCAUUAUGGUUUGCACCACGGAAAAUCGAAUCUGGAGAAUGUGGUCGUGUUGGAGCUUGGUUGGACUGUGAUCAACGAUCUCUUUUCACAUUGGGUCGAAGGGUUACUAAAACGGUGCCCAAAUCUGAAGAAGUUGAUUCUCCAUGGAAUCAUUUCAGAGGCCAAAAGCCACGAGGAGUGCCAGAUAUUGUCUGAUUUCUUCUCAUACCUCUUCAAACUCACGAGGAAGUAUACUGCUGUUGAUGUGCAGUUUAAGUUUGAUUAGUCGCAGUGUUCGUUAUUGAUGUUUAAUGGGAUAUUCAAGUUUUGUUUUGCAACGGAAUGAGUCCCAUAAGCGAUUGUGUACAGGUAAAACUUUAUAUCUUUUAGAUCCCCAGCAACCCAUUGAUAACAUUUGCUGUAGUUUUUUCUGUUAUCGCUGGCAGCCCAUGUUUUCUGUUAGUUACUACACAAUGCUGAGUGCAGAUGAAUAUUCUCGAUUGGUUUCUGAACUAUGUUAGUGGAAUGUUUUAAAUGGUUGAUCCUUUGAUAAUGCUUCUCCCUUUCCACACCAUCGAGAGAUCAGAGAUAGACCAAAGCCUUUUCCCCUUUAAGCUGUUUUUGGGCCAACUUACUGGUGUUGCUCUACAGGGCCACCUUAUCAUCCUUUCAUCAACUUAGCCAACUUGUGUUGUGUAUUACAGGUGUUCCUUCUCUCCAUAUAUAGCAUUUUGGCAUCCCAAUUGCAGAAGGAAAUCUAUAAUAUUUCCAUUCUACAUUUAAGAAUGAGAUGAUACAUAUCUCUCUUUCAACAACUUGUAGCCUUUGUUUGCUUUUUUGUCAUCUUGUCAGCAAAUGUGACCAAUGUUGGAUGUAUUAUCCUGAAGCGCGACUCCAUUUGAGACUCUGGAGUCCAACUUCAGUUUAAAUAUAGCCAUUCUAUCUUUAGCAUGAGAACCAGCUGCAAUUUUUUCAGCUGCGAUUAGAUUGAAACAAAGAGAACUUCCAGUCUGCGAUCCAUUACAAUAUUCAAGAUGGCUUUAACGACACUAUGGCUUGUUUAACAAUCUGUCUAUAUACUAUACUAGGGAUUUUAACUAGUCCAUGUAACAUGUGAGGCCUUAAGCUCGUUGAUUAUUGACUGCAGAUAGGACCAAAAUUUUCAUGGAGAUAAAUAUAGCCAUUCUAGCAUUACUGUGGACCAGAAUUUGCUUUUCAGCAGAUGUACUACUCUGAUUGGUAGAAGGCUUCUUCUGCAGAAUUUCUACUCCGAUGAAAGAUGCGUAUCUUCAUGGCUUUUAUUACUUUUUUCUUACCCUGGUAAUUGUCUUUUACCGUGGUAAGAAGAAAAGUUGACUGAUGAAUUUUCCUAGAAUAGAACUCAUGAGAUUGUAUAGUUAAAGAAAAGGAGGAAAACAAAUAUAAAUCGAAGAGGUGCAGAGCAGAAGGCAGGAUUUCCCACACAGGAGUCAGUAUUUCUGCAGAGGCCUGCAGAUUUAAUUUUAUUUUUUGCUUUUGACCCACAAAUUCAAUCACAAAGAAGGGAAUAAAGUCAACUUUUCUGCUGCCUGAAAACCCCAACUCCCUCUGUGCAUGAACCAUUCUUGUGUUCAAAACCCUAUAUUAAAAUUUUUUGCCAAUGUCUCAAGUACCUUAUGUGUGUGCUUUUGGGCUGCCUGCCUCUCCACCAACAAAUGUUUGCAAGAGAAAAAUAACAAAUUUGAACAACUGUCACAUAACAAUCUGACUAUUAUGUUUAAGUAGGACGUUUAGUGCGUGCUGAUAUUGUUGAAUUACUGUCUUACAUAUUUCUAAUUAUGGGAUCGUCACGGUAACACUGAACAGGAACAAGGGAGAGACAGUAAUCCAACGACGCCAACACAAUAGCUAUACUGUUUUGAUAAUGGGACCAAAAGGGAGUAGGCUUUGGAUUUGGAUGGAAGGCAAAGGGAAUUUGGGAAAUGUCUCAUAACAUCUAAUGAUAGAUGAUAUAGCUGUUUUUUGGCAGCUAUAUAGAAGUCUAUUAUUCUCUAGGAUUAUUGCCCUAAACAGUGACCUAAAGUUGCUUUAGAGGAUUAAUAUGAAGGCUGGUUGGUUAAUGAUGUCCAAUUUGAUGCAGCUGUAAGGGACCAUCAUCCAUAUAAUUCAGAUGGAAGAAGGGAGAGGCCAAAAUAACAUAUUCUUGUUUGC